AAUUUUUGAAACGACACCGGGGCUCCAGCCUCCUUGACCGCCAUUUUGACUAUCAUUACGAAUCUACUCGCUUCGGGCAACGGGCCUUCUUGAACGGGCAAUGCAUGUUGCAAACUCGCUCCCUUCCGAUGCUACCCGCGCCCCUGCAAAUAGCAUGCCUGAGAUAAUCUGCUUGGCCGAUUCCGACGACGAGGUGAUAUAUCUACGCACAUGUACAAAGCAGCCUCGCUGGGACCCAGGUGCUCGUCGCGAUAUCUCAAGAAAGUUAUCAAAGGAGCCCACACGCCGACCACCGCCUUCGAAGGAUGCGCGAAGACACCGAAAUACUGAUGUUUUCCUUGCACCUAAACGGUCAACGCGCUGCCCUCGUUCUCGAGCGAACCCUAAAGCGACUGCCCGCUGUGGAAAUUGUCGACGGAGGGCCGAAGCGACUGCAACACAUUCUAUUCCCGCGGAAAUCAUUGGAAAACUGGUGAAGCUAGGGUACCAACGGAACGUCCAGCGUCAGCAAUCCCAACCUCCAGUAUAUGGCUGCUUUGACAAGUCAGGCAGUUUCUGCCGCCGACUCUAUUACUCGCAAAACACCAUGGAUCGCGCAGGGUCGGCACCAAUCUCCCACGACCAAGUUGAGUACAACGCUCGGUUUCAGGGAAUGACUCGCCAGCAAGUUCGAGCUACAGCGUGUCACUACCUGAAAGAAAGUAUGGCCCUUUUCUGGCUGAAGGCGAGGUAUGAUUUGGAUGGUCUGCGAGCCGCUGAACACACAAGACGUCGUUGGAAGCUGCUUAAGCCUAAAACUAGAGUCGAAAUAUGAUAGCAAUGCCUUACUUUCGUCUCCCUCUUGAAACUUAUCUAGCGAAAGGACAACAAUAAGUGGCUAUGAACCCAUUUGCUUGAGCGAUGGC
Molecule: messenger RNA, 905 nt
Organism: Microdochium trichocladiopsis
Lineage: Eukaryota; Fungi; Ascomycota; Sordariomycetes; Xylariales; Microdochiaceae
Exons: 1
Coding region: 101-814 (237 amino acids)
Source: RefSeq, a predicted model, not a curated record